Messenger RNA from Candoia aspera, 2967 nucleotides. It is a transcript of the gene PPM1D, whose product is annotated as protein phosphatase, Mg2+/Mn2+ dependent 1D. The transcript is spliced from 6 exons. The record is from RefSeq and is a predicted model, not a curated record. Lineage: Eukaryota; Metazoa; Chordata; Lepidosauria; Squamata; Candoiidae. Gene Ontology annotation, biological process: negative regulation of gene expression, epigenetic; peptidyl-threonine dephosphorylation. Gene Ontology annotation, molecular function: protein serine/threonine phosphatase activity; mitogen-activated protein kinase binding; cation binding. Bases 354 to 2123 code for a protein of 589 amino acids.
UCCCGAGCGUUCCAUCGGCGAUUGUUGCGCGUCGCCCUCCCUUUCUUGCCCCCUCGCCAGCGUUCCAGGCGCGCGCGGAGGAAGAGGAGGCGGCGGAGGAAGGCAUGUCAGAACAGCGCCUCUGCCGCCGCUCGUCGCCGCUUCCUUCCCGGCGCGUGUAAACAAUAAAGAGAGAGAGGGGGGAAAAGUGUCACGGGCCGCCGCGGCCGGGGGAAAAAAGGGAAUCGGAGCCUGCGGGGCCGAUCGCCUUCUCCUCCCGCUCCGCACCAGCUGCCCGCGGCUCGAGGCGCAGGGAAGAGGCCGGCGGCUGCGUGCGCCCCCAGUCCGGGAGAAGCCUCCCCGUCUCCUUGCGUAUGGAGGGUCUGUACUCGCUGGCGGUGAGCCUCUUCUCGGACCAAGGAGGGAGGAAAUACAUGGAGGACGUGACCCAGAUCCUGGUGGAGCCGGAGCCGGAGCCGGAGGAGAAGGAGGGCGCCGCCUGCGAGAGCCGCGGGAGGGGAGUCGGAGGCCGGGCGGCAGGGGCGCCGACGGAGCCGGCCGCGGCGCCCUCCGUGCCGGCGCCCCGGGCGGCGGGCUCGGCCCGCUCGGUGGCUUUCUUCGCCGUCUGCGACGGCCACGGCGGCCGGGAAGCGGCCCAUUUCGCCCGGGAGAACCUCUGGGCGUUCAUCAAGAAGCAGAAGGGCUUCCGAUCCCAGGAGCCGGCCGCCGUCUGCGCGGCGCUGCGCAAGGGCUUCCUCGCCUGCCACCGCGCCAUGUGGAAGAAGCUGCCAGAAUGGCCCAAGACUCUGACAGGUCUUCCGAGCACAUCAGGGACGACAGCCAGUGUGGUAAUAAUCCGGGGUUCGAAGAUGUACGUGGCUCAUGUCGGGGACUCAGGUGUGGUUCUUGGAGUCCAGGAUGACCCCAAAGAUGACUAUGUCCGGGCCGUGGAGGUGACGCAGGAUCACAAACCUGAGCUCCCAAAGGAGAGGCAGCGGAUUGAAGGUCUUGGGGGCAGCGUGAUCAAUAAAUCCGGCGUGAAUCGGGUUGUGUGGAAACGGCCUCGUCUGACUCACAAUGGUCCUGUGCGACGAAGCACCGUUAUCGACCAGAUUCCCUUCCUGGCAGUGGCCCGGGCCCUUGGCGACCUGUGGAGUUACGAUUUCUACAGUGGGGAGUUCGUUGUCUCUCCGGAGCCGGACACAAGUGUACACACGCUAGAUCCUCAGAAGCAUAAAUACAUAAUUUUGGGCAGUGAUGGGCUGUGGAACAUGAUCCCACCGCAAGAAGCUAUUUCCAUGUGCCAGGACCAUGAAGAGAAAAAGUAUUUUAUGGGAGAACAUCAACAGUCCCUGGCCAAAAUGCUGGUGAACCGAGCGCUGGGCCGGUGGAGGCAACGCAUGCUCCGUGCAGAUAACACCAGCGCCAUCGUAAUCAGCAUAUAUUCGGGCCGGGGACGCCGCAGCUGCUGCCCACAAAGCGAGGAGGAGCUGUGCUUCAACUUGGCCGAGGGACCUUUCUACAGCAGCCCCGAAGUAUGGACGAUAACCCCUUCGCGCUGCUCUACUCCCCCAGUGAAGGUUUUAGAAGAUGACUUGUGGCCACGGUUGAGUUCCCCUGAAGGUCUCCCUUUAUUCACCUGUAGCAACGCUGUAUCGGGUAAACUUCCUGAGCCACCCAGCGAGGGGAUAAAGGACAAUGACGGUGUGCCAUUAGGAGUAGCUUGCUCGAGAGAGUUGGUGCCACCGGAUGAGAAGGGCAGCAAAGCACUAGGAUUGCAGGUGCACGAAUCGUACGGCCGAAACCCACCCGGGACCCUGUCUCCCUCCAAUGCCAGGAAUAUGGGUCCAGAACCCAAAGCCUUCAAGGUCUCCCCAAGCGAUCCAUCCAAAGCACAGGAGGCAGAGAGGACUCCGGCGGUGGCCAGCUUUAAAAGGACAUUAGAAGAAUCCAACUCAGGGCCUGUGGUGAAGAAACCUAGACGGGGCCUGACCCGGAACCUUGGAGGCCAGCCUGAACCCCUCUCUUCAACCUCCCAGCACAAAAACACCAACAGGCUUGCCAUGCGCCGCAGUGUGCGAGGACAGAAAAAGCUCGGGAACUCAUUAUUCCACCAGCCUAGGAAAGCCCUGUGUGUUUGCUGAAUGAAGCCCCUCUGUCUCAGCCAGAAUUCCAGCCCAGCUCAAACGUUACAAAUCUGGCUGCAGAUAAUUUGAAGCUGCAAUUUUGUUCUUUGCUCACUUUUUCUUUUCAUUAUUAUUAUUAUUAUUAUUAUUAUUAUUAUUAAUGUAGAAGACUGUUUUGGGGGGUAUUCAGACAGCUUUAUCCCAACCUUGUACUCACCUGUAAUAUAACUGUGAAUUUUGUAGACGUUCUUAGGAUUAUAAAGAGUUUGCUGUAAAAAUGUGUGUAAAUUUAUAUUCCUUCAUACGACUUGUAGUCUCGUUCCUUGAUUUCUUGCAUUGUUGUUGUUACGACAGGGCUAAAAAGAAAACAUUAUAAAACUUGGGGUUGGAUGGUUUUUUUUUUAAAAUGGUUGGGGGAUUAAUUUAGUACAAAGUAAUGAAUUUGUAUAAACUUCCUGUGAUGACCUCACGCCUUUUUAACAAAAGUAAAUUAUUAAACAGAAUGGAAGAUACGUAUUUUCGUAGUACUUAAUACGUUUUGCCUGGAAUGUGCCCUAUUAGAGAAUAUAAUAGUAGGUCUAUUUUUUUCCUUUAUUAACUCUUAGAUUUCUCUAUUUAGGUGAAAUGUGAGCUGAAAAGAUGUCGAGCCUUCACAACAGCUUUAUGCUGGAUUCUGUACUUUAAUUGAAAUACUAUGCAGUACUUACUCUGGCUGUAUUUGCAUUUGGUUUUCGUUUGUUUGUUUGUUAAGAUGAAGGGCCAGUACUUUAGCUAAAGAAGUUUUUCUCCAUCAAUUCUUGGGUUCCCAAUUCCUGGGGCUAUUUUUUGAAGUUCUCUUUUGGUGAUAUACUUGGAAAUACGA